This is a messenger RNA of Malurus melanocephalus (red-backed fairy wren), 765 nucleotides long. It is a transcript of the gene ZNF593, whose product is annotated as zinc finger protein 593. NCBI's taxonomy places the organism in Eukaryota, Metazoa, Chordata, Aves, Passeriformes, Maluridae. Bases 48 to 449 code for a protein of 133 amino acids. The transcript has 3 exons. The record is from RefSeq and is a predicted model, not a curated record. Gene Ontology annotation, molecular function: nucleic acid binding; zinc ion binding.
GCAGCCCCGCGCCUGCGCAGUGCGGUUUGUCGCGGCGUGCUGCCGCCAUGUCCCCGCGGAACGGGCGCCGCACCGGAGCGCACCGGGCGCACUCGCUCGCCCGGCAGCUGAAAACCAAGCGGCGCCGGCGCGAUCUGGAUGAGAUCCACGCGGAUCUGAAGCCCGAGAACGCGGCGCGGCUGCUGCGGCAGGAGAUCGACCCCGACCUGCCCGGCUGCGCGCAGUUCUACUGCCUGCACUGCGCGCGCUACUUCGUGGACCUGAACAGCAUGAAGGAGCAUUUCAGAUCCAAGGUGCACAAGAAGAGGCUGAAGCAGCUGCGGGAGGCUCCGUACACGCAGGAGGAGGCUGAACGUGCYGCCGGGAUGGGCUCCUACAUCCCCCCGAAGAAGGUGGAGGUGCAGACCCAGCCCCUCGAGGAGGUCACCGAGAUGGAGACGUCCGGCUGAGCGCGGGGAUGGGCGAYUGAGGGGCCGAGUGGCUCUGUGAGGGCGUCUUUGUCCUGAACUUUGUUGUGAGAAAAAUGUGCUCCAGCACAGCGUGCCAGCCAAAACCACCCCGCUCCUCCCACAGCCCCCUGGCCUGGCACUAACGAGGAGAAGGAGCCAGCAGGACCCUGGCUGCCCUCGCCGUGUGUUCCUCUUCUCCAGAAAGGGACAAGGCUAUUCUCUGACUGCACUCUUGUCUCUCUGCUUUUGGAGCAGUUUCCUCUCUCUGUCCUCAGGCAGAGGUUAUCCCAGCGAUGCACCCAUUAAAAUAUGUCAA